AUGAGCAGAACUAAAGCAACAACAUCAGGAUGUCCAGCAAAAAGAAACCAACUGCUCAAGUCCCCUCCAUCAGCCCUGUCCAGAAACACUAAAGCAUGGAGGAAUCGUUUCUUUAUGCUUUCCAAAACGGGUGAAGACUCCUUCCAGCUGACAUAUCAUGCAAACCAUAAAAAGAGAGACAAGCCUUUGGGAGCGAUAGACAUUUCUAAGAUCAGCCUGCUGUUUACUGGGCCUGAGGCACAUCAGAAGUGGGACUGGAUCCAGAAAAACUUCAAGUGUUCUCCAUCUUCUGUGCUGUUCAUGAAGGUGGAAGAAGACGCACCAAAAAACUCUAGAGAAUAUUUUCUCAUUGGAGAAAACAGUGAUGAUGUGAAUGGUUGGCUCAGUGCCUUAGUCAAGCUAAUGAAGAUACAGCAAUCACAAAAUACCCUUCAGAACAGCAGACAAUUUAGACUAUCUUUUGAACCUUUGCGUCCAAACUUUUCAAAAGACAAUGACAGAUGCUCGGCACCUGAACUAAUGUUAACUUACCCAUCACGCUACAGAAAUGAUGAGUAUCCUCACAAGCUCAGUGAACCUUCAGUACCAGUAAUGCUUAAGAUUCCAGUUUUUGAGAAUAAAGAUGAGAAGGACAGGAAGCAGAAUGAAUCUCCACAGAACAGAACGUUACAGGGCUUUUUUCUGCUCUAUAGUGAAAUGCACACACAUGUUGAGAAGGAGAUCUGCGUUUGUCAAAAUGAUCUGAAAAACAGUCUGAUCUUGACACAGGAAGAAGGCAAACCAUGUGUGUCUGACUGUCGGAAGAUUGAGGACUCGUGUCUCUUCCAUAAGGGGGAUCAGAUCUUGGCCUUCAAUGACCUGCUUAUAGACACAGUAGAAGAGAUACAGACAUACUUAAGAAGACUAAGCAAGGACGAAGUAAAACUCACUGUUCGGCGGCUUAUAGGAUCCCAGCCUCUGCACUCUGAACCCUGCCCAUCAUAAUGAAGACAUCAAAUAAAAUUUCAUGUGAAUUCUGUCACCACCAUCAAUCUGUUAAAAAUAUUUUUAUUAUUGGUAACUUUUUUUCGGUAGCUAGCUAUUUAAAAAGACUGUAUCACAACUGUAAGCUUGCGUUUGGCAAGUGAACGGCACUUUAUUGGUGCCAUUCCAAAAAAAAUGUAAAAAUAUCACAUCUAGCUUUAGUGACACCUGCACCACUUUAAUUCCCUCUCUUUUAUUUUAUUUCUCUUUCAUUGAAAGAUAAAAAUGUAUACAUUGCUUAAUGAUGAUUUCUAAAUAACAGUAAGCACAGUAAGUAGCCUACUUAAUAUACAGGUGAAAUAUGCUGUACUGAAGUAUUACUAAACUUUGACUGUUUGUGCCUUUUUUUAAUUAAAUCAUGUAACACUAAUGUAAAAUGAUUCUUGUGAUUUUUUUUUUUUAAAAAGUGCUGAUGUCUGUUGUUGUGUGCAUGUAAAUUAGAUCAGUC
Labeo rohita (rohu) is the source of this 1471-nucleotide messenger RNA. Its product is annotated as pleckstrin homology domain-containing family S member 1-like. NCBI's taxonomy places the organism in Eukaryota, Metazoa, Chordata, Actinopteri, Cypriniformes, Cyprinidae. The coding region runs from base 1 to 984 and encodes 327 amino acids. The transcript has 11 exons. The record is from RefSeq and is a predicted model, not a curated record.